UGAGCAUUGUGAGUGUGAGCUGGAGUUAAGAUGGGUCAAAGAGUCCUGAGGAGUCUUGGGCUCUUCGUCCUCCUUUGUGUGAGCCAGUCCUCGCAGCAGUCAGUCGACAAAUCAGCUUCAGCUUCAAACUCAGCAAGAACUGGUCUGGUACUAGAUGAUAAUGACAAGUCCUCAGCUUCCGCAGCAGCAAAUGCUGUAGCACAAAGUUUAGGUCAUUGGAAUGUUCCAACCAGCUACAGGCCGCCAUACUACCCAACGACACCGAACUAUCAACCGACUAAUCAAUGCUCCUACGCAGACCAAAUCCUAAACAUCAAGGACCCGUACGGAGUGUGCAAGGUGUGCGUCUGUGUGCAGCGGUACGGGUACCUCGAGCCCGUGUGCGGCAGCUGCGCCGACUGCGACUCGCCCUGGCCGACGACGCAGCCGCCGUUCCCGCCUCCGCCGCCGCCACCGCCACCGCCGCCGCCACCACCGCCGCCGCCACCGCCGCCGCCGCAACCAAAAUGCGACCCGAUGCCAACCAACCAGUACUUCCAGAAUCCGUUGGACCCUUGCCAAGUCUGCAUCUGCAAGGUGGUUGAGGAAAUAUUUGGACCCCCUCAAGGUCCCAUCAUCGAGUGUACCAACAACCCGGAAUGCCAAAUUCCCACAACACCACGCCCACCCGGCCCACCACAACCAUUUCCUGUCUGCCAGUUUUACCCGAAGGACGUUUGGUUCGAGCAUCCGCAGUACGUCUGUUUCCGUUGCAAGUGCGAGGGCUCCCCGGUGACAGGAGAGACCACCAUAGAUUGCUACCCUGAUCCUAUGUGCGAAUUAACUACAUUGAUGCCUCCUACAACCAAGGCCCCACCAGUUCCCAACCCACACGUUGAUCCACUACCUGGACCAUCACCACACCCAUCCUGCCGACCCUUCACCCCCGGCCUGGUAUUCCAACACCCGUGGGACCCGUGUCUCGAGUGCAUGUGCAUCGAGGCCUCUGUCGCCGGCAUCGUCAACGUGCAAGUCAACUGCUAUACCAAGGCAGAGUGCUGCAUAAUUCCUCCAGAUCCAGGAACUUAUCCACCAGGCCUACCUCAGCCACAGCAGCCCUCUUACAUCCAACCACCAUCGCCUUAUAACAAUGGCAAUCCUCAGUGGCAAAAUCCACAGUGGCAAAAUCCACAGUGGCAAAACCCACAGUGGCAAAACCCAGGAAAUAUAGGACCAGGACAAAUAGGAUCUUACGCGAAUGCAAACGCUUUCGCCGACAUCCAAGGCACCGGUAACUCUCUAGCCCAAGCCGACGCAGCCGCACAAGCCGCAGCUCAAGCCCAAGUCGCCGCCCAAAACGCCCAGAACAACCUCAACCAGUACCAGUUCUACCCAGGCCAAGAUGGAUCUCAAACAAAUGAAGCUCAGAAUAAUUUAAAUCAGUUCCAACUUUACCCAGGCCAGGAGAAUCAAGGAGCAUCUCAGGCACAAGUCAUAUCUCAAGCCAUAGCCGAAGCUCAGGCAAACGCUAACCGCGGCUUCCCAGGCUACAACCAGGGAGGCGGCGCCGAGUGGAACCAGGGAGGAUUCCAACAAGAGAUCUAUCCAAAGAAACUGAUCAUUCAGCAGCCGAACUCUUAUUACCCGGGUGGUAACCAAGGAUUCCCUGGUGGUAUCCAAAUCAUCCAAGGUGGCCAAAUGAUUCCUGGUGGUAACCAAGGCUUCCCUGGAGGAAACCAAGGGUUCCCUGGAGGAAACCAAGGAUUCCCUGGUGGCUACGGAAACGGAAUAUCUCAGGCCCAAGCCACUAGCAAUGCUCAGUCAUCAGGAUAUGGAACUGCUCAAGCUCAGUCUGACGCCGUUGCUCAGGGAGACUCUCAAGCGAUAGCGGAUGCUGUGGCCCAGAGCAAUGCAGGGUACUCAAAUGGAUGGAAUGGAAUGAAUGGAUUAGUUAAACCAGACUCGUUGAAUCAAGGCGGUGGACUAUCUAACCAAUAUCAGACAGGUUUCAAGGGUCUACCAUAUGGAUUUGGUGGUUCUGGUUCCGUAGCCCAAUCUCAAGCUCUAGCCGAGGGUGAUGUUGGGUCAGCACAAGCUAUGGCGAACGCGUUAGCUCAGCAGUUAGCGUCGCAGGCUGACGCCUCAGCCAAUGCUAACGCAAUGUCUCAGAAUAUGAUGUACCAAUCCCCGACAUCAUACUACUACCCCGGUGGAGGCCAAGCGGGGAGGACCAAUGGAGCGGCGCAAGCAGACGCACAGGCAGUAGCCAACGCCAUGGCCGAUGGAGACGCGUCCGCCCAGGCCCAGGCUUCAGCGGCGUCCGCCAUAAAAGCAGGUGAUUCAGAUUCACAGGAGUAGAAAAUAAUUACUGUAGUACAAAUAGUUCACGACUCAAGCGACUCAGCCAUGGACACGGACUCGACUGCCAAGUAGUCUAACAGUGUGAAGCAAACCGAACGAAAUACUUCUAUUUAUUUCGUAAAUGCUAUUAUAUAGUUCGGAGCAAUUU
This is a messenger RNA of Leguminivora glycinivorella, 2488 nucleotides long. Its product is annotated as bromodomain-containing protein 4-like. The record is from RefSeq and is a predicted model, not a curated record. The transcript is spliced from 18 exons. The coding region runs from base 31 to 2337 and encodes 768 amino acids. Lineage: Eukaryota; Metazoa; Arthropoda; Insecta; Lepidoptera; Tortricidae.